AUGACCGGGAAGGAGGGAUCUGUGCUUUCAGACACCGAGAACAAACAGAGAACAGCCUCUCAGACCUGCAGCGUGAAUCACGGGGGAUCCCAGCAGCCGCUCCCGGUGUGGAAGAUGGCCCCCGCGGUGCACCGGCGCACCGGCUUCGGGAUCCAGGAGCUGCUCGGCCUCAACAAGGAGCCGCCGACGGCGCCGCGGCGGCCGCUGGAGGCCCUGCCGCACAGGGCGCACCUGCAGGCGGCAAGGUCGGCCCUCGGUCACGGUGGGCUCGGGGUCGGGAUGGGUUUGCUGGGACCGGAGGGAAUACACUCGUUUUACAGUCAGCCUGCUUUUCUGGAGGUGCUGUCAGAGGCGCAGAACGUGCACCUGCAGCCGCUGCACAGGGCCGCGCACAUGGAGGCGCAGAUGGAUGCGCACCACUCCAGCUCCGAUUCGGAUGAUAUGAGUCUUUCCUCCGGGGAUCAGAAAUUCUCUAAAUCCUCCACGAGUCAGAGCAAGAAGAGAAAGAAACGACGACACAGAACCAUUUUCACCUCCUAUCAGCUGGAGGAGCUGGAAAAAGCUUUUAAUGAGGCUCACUAUCCGGACGUGUACGCCCGAGAGAUGCUCUCCAUGAAGACCGAGCUGCCAGAGGACAGAAUACAGGUGUGGUUCCAGAACCGCAGGGCCAAGUGGAGGAAGAGGGAGAAGUGCUGGGGUCGCAGCAGCGUGAUGGCCGAGUACGGUCUGUACGGAGCCAUGGUGCGUCACUCCAUCCCGCUGCCCGAGUCCAUCCUCAAGUCGGCCAAGGACGGCAUCACAGAGUCCUACGCCCCCUGGUUACUCGGUAUGCACAAGAAGUCAGUCGAUACUCCGCACUCUUCCCCGGGGAAACCCUGCAGCACGUCCCCCCACGCUCCCAUGCAGGAGAAGCCGGUGGACACGGUGAUGGAGGCCGAGGAGGAGAAACGGAUGGAGGACACAGGCUCUCCGAUCUCCAGAGAGGAGCUGAGGGAGAACAGCAUUGCGGCGCUGCGAGCCAAGGCGCAGCAGCACAGCGCCCAGAUGCUCGGCACCGCUUCGAACAGGACGAACGGCCACGUGACGCACAAAGAGGAGGCCGACGAUGAGGCGGCGGAGCAGCAAACGGUAGAGGAGGAGAAGAGGAACUGAAAGACAUGGCUGCAGGGCACAGACUGAGAGAGAAACGCCUGCAGAGAGGAGUUUUCUUGCGUGGU
This is a messenger RNA of Platichthys flesus (European flounder), 1217 nucleotides long. Its product is annotated as visual system homeobox 2-like. The record is from RefSeq and is a predicted model, not a curated record. NCBI's taxonomy places the organism in Eukaryota, Metazoa, Chordata, Actinopteri, Pleuronectiformes, Pleuronectidae. Gene Ontology annotation, biological process: regulation of transcription by RNA polymerase II. Gene Ontology annotation, molecular function: DNA-binding transcription factor activity, RNA polymerase II-specific; sequence-specific double-stranded DNA binding. Gene Ontology annotation, cellular component: nucleus. The transcript is spliced from 5 exons. Bases 1 to 1152 code for a protein of 383 amino acids.